Molecule: messenger RNA, 2338 nt
Organism: Talpa occidentalis (Iberian mole)
Lineage: Eukaryota; Metazoa; Chordata; Mammalia; Eulipotyphla; Talpidae
Gene: TNFAIP2
Product: TNF alpha induced protein 2
Exons: 12
Coding region: 245-2335 (696 amino acids)
Biological process (GO): exocytosis; exocyst localization
Cellular component (GO): exocyst
Molecular function (GO): SNARE binding
Source: RefSeq, a predicted model, not a curated record
GCGCAGGGCUCCGCCCUGGGAGAAAGGCAGGCCGGCAGGGGUGGCCGGGGCCGGGCGGGGUGGCUGUCAGACCAAGGCCAGGCCCCCGCCUGCGGUGUCCGGGUGUCCUCAGCGGGGACGGGCACCCACCUGUGGCUGCAGGAAGAGGGGCCGGGCUGGAGGCUGCAGGAGGUGGCACCCGGACCCCGGCCUCGGAAAGAGAGUGAGGAGGCGUGGGCCUCUGGAGAAGCUGGGGUCUGGGCCAAUGAGGCUGAAGGUGAAGAUGUUCUUCCAAGGUCUUCCGGGCCGGCAGCCGGUGCCAGGGCCCCCCGACUUCCCUGCAAGCCCCGAGAAGCUGCCGUCCUCGUGGGAGGCAGAGUCGGAGGCCUCUGAGGACCCGGAGCUGCCGCUGGACGCUGAGGUCGCCGUGGACGCGGCCCCCCUGGAGAGGGAAGAGGAAGACCCUGAGAAGGGGAAAAAGAAGAAGAAGUCGAAAGGACUCCCCGACGUGCUCCACAUCUUCAACAAACGGUGGAAGAAGAAGGGAAAGCCCAGCGCGGCAGAGCCCCCGGGCCCGCCGCAGGCGGAGGUGCGCGCAGGGCAGGAUGGCCGGCUGCCCACAGUGGAGGAGCUGAAGGCGGACCUGGAGCAGGGGCGGCUGGAGGCGGCGGGGCCGCUGCUGGCGCUGGAGCGCGCGCUGGGCGCGGCGGCCUUGGAGGGCGCGAGCGCCGAGGAGCUGGUGCGGCGCCAGAGCAAGGUGGAGGCGCUGUACGCGCUGCUGCGCGACCAGGUGCUGGGCCUGCUGCGGCGGCCGCUGGAGGCGGCGCCCGAGCGGCUGCGCCAGGCGCUGGCCGUGCUGGCCGAGCAGGAGCGCGAGGACCGGCGCGCGGCGGAGGCCGGGCCCGGGCCCUCGGCGCUGGCGCCCACGCGCCCGCGGGGCUGGCUGCGCCUGUGGCGGCGGGACGUGGCGCGCGCCGCGGAGGAGCGCCUGGCCCGGCCGCCCGGCGAGGCCGCCGCCGGCCGCUCGGAGCUGGAGCGCGCCUUCCUGCACAUGGGCCGCACCAUGCGGGAGGACCUGGAGGCCGUGGUGGAGCGGCUGAAGCCCGUGUGCCCCGCCGAGCUGGGCGUCGUGGCCGCCUACGCCGAGAGCUACCACCAGCACCUGGCGGCCCAGCUGGGGGCCAUGGCGGAGUUCGAGCUGUGCGAGCGCGACACCUACAUGCUGCUGCUCUGGGUGCAGAACCUCUACCCCAACGACAUCAUCAACAGCCCCAAGCUGGCAGCCGAGCUGCAGGGGGCCAAACUGGGAAGCCUCUUGCCCCCCAGCCAGAUCCGGCUGCUGGAGGCCACGUUCCUGUCCAAUGAGGCGGCCAGCGUGCGGGAGCUGAUGGGCCGAGCCCUGGAGCUGGAGGCAAAGCGCUGGGCCCAGGACGAGGCCCCCCAGAGCCUGGACGGCCACUGCCACAGCGAGCUGGCCAUCGACGUCAUCCAGAUCCUCUCCCAGAGCCAGGCCAAGGCCGAGGGCAUCACCCUGGAGCUGGGCGCGCAGACCAGGCCGGUGCUGCAGGCCGAGCUGUUCAUGUUCCUGAGGAGCUACCAGCGCUCCUUUGAGGAAUUUCUGGAGAGAAGCAAACAUCUGACAAACUACAGGGCCAACGUCAUGGCCAACAUCAACAGCUGCCAGCUGUUCUGGUCGUCUGUGGAGAAGUGGCAGAUGCGCCAGGACGUCCCGAGCUACCUGCUGGCCCCGCUGAAGGAGCUCAAGGCUCGCGGCCUGGACGCCCUGCUCCAGGACCUGUUUGGGGCCCUGAAGCCGCUGUUCCGGCAGUUGACGCAGACGCGCUGGGCAACCCCGGAGCAGACCCUGGAGGGGAUCCUGGCCGCCGUGCAGGCCACGCUGCCGGGCUUCUCGGCGCUGCGUGGCUGCUUCCGCGAGGAGCUCAUGGAGGCUGUGCACCUGCACCUGGUCCGGGAGUACAUCGGCCGCCUCAGCAAGCGGCGCCUGGUGCUCAGGACGGCGGAGCAGCAGCAGCAGCUGGCCGGGCACAUCGAUGCCAACGCAGAGGCCAUCUGGGACUUCUGCACGCAGCACGGCUCCCACGCCGGCUGGCUGCGGCACGCCCUCCCCGCGCUGGCCGAGAUCAUUCGCCUGCAGGACCCCAACGCCAUCAAGAUCUCGGUGGCCGCUUAUGCCGCGCAGUAUCCCGACUUCAGCAAAGGGCACCUGAGCGCCAUCUUGGCCAUCAAGGGGAACCUGUCGAGCAGCGACGCCAGGAGCAUCCGGAGCAUCCUGGACGUCAGCGUCGGAGGGCAGGAGCCCUCCGUGCCCCUGUUCUCACUGAUAAAGGUCAGCUAGCUC